AGCUGUAAUCUCAAAGUCUCCAUGGAAGCUACAUCACAGCCGUUUAUGUCUCAGAGUUACCUUAACGCUCAAGAAACAGCGACAAGGGCAACGAAAAAUUACUUAAAUUCGCUCCAUUCGACCCGAAAGCAACCUUCAAAGCCCUUGAAAAGACCUGUAACAUCAUCAAUAUCAUCUCAUUCGAAGCCAAUGCAUCCCCAAGUUUACCGAGUCGAGCCAAUAGACUUCAAAGAGUUGGUUCAAAGGCUCACCGGUGCACCUGAGCACGAGGUCGUGGCUAAAUCGCUUAAUAGUUUGGAUGAUGCAGCAAAGGAGAGUUCUUCGUUUGCGUUUGAUCUGCCAUCGUCAUCAUGGGGAGAUUUGUCACUUCAAAAUCCUGCGAAUCUCUCCAGAUGGUAGUUUUUUUUAGAGGCAUAACAUCUUUUACUUGCUCUUGCAAAAUGCAUAUUUUUAUUGUAAUUUUUGAAAUUCUUGUACUCUUUUAGCUCUUUAAAAAUAUAUACAGUAAAACCUCUAUAAAUUAAUACUCGAUAAAUUAAUAAUCACUAUAAAUUAAUAAAUUUUGCUGGUCCCAAAUCGGACCAAUGUAAAAAUUUAUCAAAUUC
Molecule: messenger RNA, 605 nt
Organism: Eutrema salsugineum
Lineage: Eukaryota; Viridiplantae; Streptophyta; Magnoliopsida; Brassicales; Brassicaceae
Product: VQ motif-containing protein 29
Exons: 1
Coding region: 22-399 (125 amino acids)
Source: RefSeq, a predicted model, not a curated record